GAGAGAAAGGAGACACAAACCCCAGCAGAAGUCCCAGAGCAUGCAAAAAGACAGAUUAUGGCUCUCAUGAAACCUCUUUCUGUCCAAAAACUUCCCCUCUUGUUCUCUAUUUUGAUCCUCAAACAUUUCAGAAACCCAAAACGAACUACUCAUCAGGGGAAUUUCUACACUGCUGACAGCGUUGAGUAUCACAAAUUUCAGGUUCUUGGACAGAGACAAGACCUGGAGGACCAGUUCUUGAUCUUCAACGUGGAAACAUCGCUGUUGAGAUCCUCAUCACUUUUUCCUUACUUCUUGCUGGUGGCGUUUGAAGCUGGAAGCCCAAUAAGGGCCUUCAUCUUCUUGAUUCUGUACCCCUUUAUUACCGUCUGUCGGGACGGCCUCGCCUUAAAACUCAUGGUAAUGAUUUGCUUUUUCGGGAUAAGUAAAGACAGGUUUAGAGAAGGGAGAGCUGUUCUGCCCAAGUUUUUCCUGGAGAAUGUUGGGAGGGAGAGCUUUGAGGUAUUGAGAAGAGGGAAAAAGACUGUGGGUGUGAGCAAUUUGCCUCAUGUGAUGGUGGAGAGCUUCUUGAGAGAUCAUCUGGACAUAGAUUAUGUUGUUGGGAAAGAUUUGAAGGUCUUUUGUGGAUAUUUUGUGGGACUUAUGGAAGAAAGAAGGAAACUAAUUGUACCAGAUAAUGUCCUUCACAAUGCCAUCGGAAUCAGUGGAUGCAAGAAGGACUUUGAUUGUCCAUGGUUUGCUCAUUGCAAGGAGAUUUACUUGGUGAAUGAACAAGAAAGAAGGAAUUGGCAUCAACUCCCAAGGAAUUCAUACCCGAAGCCCCUCAUUUUCCAUGAUGGAAGACUGGCUUUCCAGCCAUCUUUCUUGGCUGCACUAGCCAUGUUCAUGUGGCUCCCUCUCGGUUUCACUCUUGCAAUAAUCAGAACUCUCAUUGCUUUAACACUUCCAUUUGAGAUUGCCAUCCCUUUAAUGCAUUUCAUCGGCAUAAGAAUCAGGGUUUCUAAGCCCCAUAGCUUCUCAAACAGAAAACAUGGUGAAGCCAAGAGAAGGUUAUAUGUCUCUAACCACAAGACCUUAUUGGAUCCGAUAGUUGUCUCUUAUGCUACGAGAAAUACAACCUUAACUGCAGUCACUUACAGUCUGAGCAGAAUGUCAGAGAUCAUUUCGCCUAUAAAAACUGUACGUUUGACAAGGCACAGAGAUCAAGAUGCUGAGCUAAUGCACAAGUUGUUGAGUCAAAACGACCUAGUUGUGUGCCCUGAGGGCACCACUUGUAGGGAAUCGUAUCUGCUCAGGUUCAGCCCUUUGUUCUCAGAAAUAAGCAACGAGGUUUUCCCUGUCGCCGUGAAUUGUCAUAUUAGCAUGUUUUAUGGUACGACUGCGAGAGGGUUGAAGUUCCUGGAUCCUUUCUUCUUCCUCAUGAAUCCAUGGCCUAGCUAUUCGGCUCGUUUCCUAGGUGUCAUUCAUCGUGCCGGGGGUUCAAGGUUCGAGGCGGCCGAUUUGGUGCAGAGUGAGAUAGGCAAGGCGUUAGGUUUCACAUGCACAAAGCUCACGAGGAAGGAUAAGUACUUGAUCUUGGCUGGAAAUGAUGGAGUUGUUAGAGAUGGUAGUAGAAGAACAUGAUCCUUUGCAUUUCUUACCUUAUGUUUUAUUACAUCAAUAUACGUAUGUGUGUGUGUGUUGGUAAAAGAUUCCUGCACUGCGGUAAAAGUGCAUGAUUUGUGUCUUGGAUGUUUUUUCAUAUAUCUUAUGAGCAAUUAAUACGUCGUUGUUUCAAA
Messenger RNA from Sesamum indicum (sesame), 1778 nucleotides. RefSeq names its product putative glycerol-3-phosphate acyltransferase 3. The record is from RefSeq and is a predicted model, not a curated record. NCBI's taxonomy places the organism in Eukaryota, Viridiplantae, Streptophyta, Magnoliopsida, Lamiales, Pedaliaceae. Gene Ontology annotation, cellular component: membrane. Gene Ontology annotation, biological process: cutin biosynthetic process. Gene Ontology annotation, molecular function: phosphatase activity; glycerol-3-phosphate 2-O-acyltransferase activity.